UGUUCUCUGUCUUCUGGUUCUCUUGGGCUGACUGCCAUCUGUGUUUUUCGGCUGUGAGCUCUUCUUCGGGGAGCUGGAAGACGCUUGCCACCAGCCAUGUGUCUCUGCUGCAGCUGGAGGGACAUAUGCAAAUAUGAGACUGCCAAGGUCAUCCGCGUUCAAAGCAUGACCUAUGGGACUAUAAGAUGGACCCUCUGUAUGAUAGUCUUCCUCUAUGUUUGCUUGGCCUUGGUGAGUGACAAGCUGUAUCAGCGGAAAGAACCCCUCAUCAGCUCAGUGCAAACCAAAGUGAAAGGCGUAGCAGAGGUGAAGGAUGCGAACGCCAAGACAAGAGUGUUGGACACAGCUGAUUACACGUUUCCUUUGCAGGUAAACUCAUUCUUUGUGAUGACUAACUUCAUAGCCACGGAAGGCCAGACACAAGGACUCUGUCCUGAGUACCCCACCCGUAGGACUCUCUGUUCCAAUGACUGGGGGUGUCAAAAAGGGAAGAAGGACCCGCUGAGUAAAGGGAUUCAGACAGGAAAGUGUGUGCAGUACAACGCAACCAAAAAGACCUGCGAAGUCUCUGCCUGGUGUCCCGUAGAACUAGAAAGAGAUCCUCCUCGGCCAGCUCUUCUAAUUAGUGCCGAAAACUUCACUGUGCUCAUUAAAAACAACAUUGAUUUCCCAGGCCACAACUACACCACAAGAAACAUUUUACCAGGUGUCAAUAUUACUUGUACGUUUCAUAAGACUCGGAAUCCACAGUGUCCAAUCUUCCGGCUGGGAGAUAUCUUCCGAGAAGUAGGAGAAAAUUUUUCUGAUGUGGCUGUACUGGGUGGAAUUAUGGGCAUUGAGAUCUACUGGGACUGCAACUUAGACCGAUGGUUCCAUUCCUGCCGUCCAAAGUAUAGUUUCCGUCGUCUUGAUGACAGGACCACCAUUGAGUCCUUAUAUCCUGGCAAUAACUUCAGAUUUGCCAGAUAUUAUAUGGAAGGAAAUAUAGAAAAACGAAAUCUGAUCAAAGCUUUUGGAAUCCGGUUUGACAUUCUGGUCUUCGGCACAGGAGGAAAAUUUGACUUCAUCCAAAUGGUCGUAUACAUCGGCUCAACUCUCUCCUAUUUUGGGUUGGCCACAGUGUUCAUCGAUUUUCUCAUUGAUUCAUACUCAAGUACCUGUUGCCGAUCUCGUGUUUAUCGCUGCUGUCCGGUCUGUGAGCCCUGUGGGGUCAAUGAGUACUACUAUAGGAAGAAGUGUGAGACCAUUGAGGAGCCCAAACCGACUUUAAAGUAUGUGUCCUUUGUGGAUGAACCCCACAUUCGAAUGGUGGACCAGCAGUUGUUGGGGAAAAGUCUGCAAGAAAUGGAAGGUGAAGAGGUUCCAAGACCCCGAAGGGAUUUCACAGACUCGGCCAAGCUAUCCCCACCACCUGACUCCAGCCCCAGCCCUGCAGCCCCAGAAGAAAUGCAGCUUCUUAAAGAAAAGCCAAGGCUUCCAUCCCCAGAGAGGCCCAAGUGGUGCUGCUGUGGACAGUGCCGCCCUUCCCAACUCCCAGAAAGUAGCAAGUUCAUAGAGCAGCUCUGCUGCCGCAGGAAGGAGGGUCCCUGCAUCACCACCUCAGCUGUAUUUGAGGAGCUGGUCCUCUCCAGGGCCACCCUGCGCUUCAGCUUGCUCUACCAAGAGCCCUUGCUGGAGAUGGAUGCAGACGCCUUGAAUGACCGGCUCCGUCACUGUGCCUACAGGCGCUACAUCGACUGGCGCUUUGGCUCCGAGGACAUGGCCGGCUUUGCUAUCCUACCCAGCUGUUGCCGGUGGAAGAUCCGGGAGCAAUUUCCCAAGCAGGAUGGAAAGUACACUGGCUUCAAGAACCCUUCCCCAUACACAUGUUUGGAUUAACAGAGCCACUAAAAUCGGUUCCUUUCAUCUUUAACCUUCUUGAGCUGCUGGGAGAAAGAUCUGAGAGGUCCACCUUGGAGUACGGAAACCCCCUUUCUUGCCUUGAAACUCUGCAGGUAUAGGGAGGGAGCAGCCUGACCUAGGAGAAAGAACUCUGGUUGAAAGCCUGAGCUCCCUCUAGGAAAGUAACUCCCCACCGGUAAGGCACUUAGCCUUAGUGCCUCAGUUUCUUCAUCUGGAAAAUUAUAACAAAAACCUGCCCUGUCAAUCCAAAGAGACCUUUUGAGGAUAAAAUAAGAAUCUAUAAAUGAAAA
Phascolarctos cinereus (koala) is the source of this 2192-nucleotide messenger RNA. Its product is annotated as P2X purinoceptor 7-like. Gene Ontology annotation, cellular component: plasma membrane. Gene Ontology annotation, biological process: calcium ion transmembrane transport; cell surface receptor signaling pathway; response to ATP. NCBI's taxonomy places the organism in Eukaryota, Metazoa, Chordata, Mammalia, Diprotodontia, Phascolarctidae. Gene Ontology annotation, molecular function: extracellularly ATP-gated monoatomic cation channel activity; ATP binding; purinergic nucleotide receptor activity. The record is from RefSeq and is a predicted model, not a curated record.